AUGUGGCUUUUAGCGUGGGCCACAUGGAUACCUGUAUGUGGGCUUCUUGCUAGCCAACUUAACAUUCAAGGUGUGGCUUUCCUAAAAGCGGUUGCCUACAAACCCUGGCAUAAAUCAAAAAGAUUCAGUGACGCAAUUGAAUGCUACGCGCAGAACAAGGCACAGACCCCGGAAAAGUUGGAGGAGGCGGUAAAGUUCACCUACUUUAUAAUCGACGAAAUCAAACAACUGUUAGCUGCACAUUCGAUUUUUGUGACACCGGAAUACGUCGGGAGUGCGUUCGAAGGAUUGAGAGUGAGGGGGGAGGGUGGUGGGCAGGCCAAUAUUGAAUUUGAUGUCAUGCUCGUCUGGGACUUCAAGGAACCACUAACUAUAGAAGCUUCACUGCUGCCAAAUUUCGUUUUCAUGAAGUCAUCUGCAGAUCAGGACUUAAUAAGCCCUGAUUGCAAACCCUUGUUCUUUCAGGGCUACCUCUGUCCAAUGAUGGUGACGUACAAAUUUUUGCAUUUAUUCAGGAGUUUUAUUGAAAACAUUUCAAAACCGCAAAAUAAUGCAACCAUUACUGUCAGUGAGCAUGGACCGGCACUGCAGAUAGACGUUAAAAUGAUGCUUAGAAAGGAGAAAAAGAUUUUAUUUACCAUCGACAUUGUUCCCUCAUUGAAGCUUAACAACGACGAAUACUUCGUGCCUAAAGUCGUCCGCGGAGGCGUGCAUGUCUGCAAGGAUUUCGCCAAAAAAAAUCUAACAUGGCGAAGAUCGUUCAGUGUUCAUGAGAAAAAACGACUAUCUAGAAUUCUGAAGGAUGAAAAUCACGUGAAAUUAUUGAAAGUACUGAAAGGGAUCAGAAAUCAAGAUGCCCAGAUGGCUCUGUUGAAUUCAUACCAAUUGAAAAAUAUCUUCUUGAGAGUUUGCCAUAGAAUGCCUGAUAACAAUCUAUGGUCGGAAAAAUAUCUCGGUUUGAGGUUGAUGGAUUUGUUGAUUGAGUUAGAAGUCUGUCUUAGGAAGCGUUACCUUCCUAGUUUUUUCCAACCGUGUGUUAAUUUGAUGGCUGAUACCUCAUUUCGGAAUUUUACAAGGCUUGCUAAUAGGUUCAGACGUCUGAUAGAUGAUGAAAACGCUAUGAUGAAGCUGGUGGCGUCGCGUUGUUAG
Helobdella robusta is the source of this 1149-nucleotide messenger RNA. RefSeq lists its product as hypothetical. The transcript has 4 exons. The record is from RefSeq and is a predicted model, not a curated record. NCBI's taxonomy places the organism in Eukaryota, Metazoa, Annelida, Clitellata, Rhynchobdellida, Glossiphoniidae. The coding region runs from base 1 to 1149 and encodes 382 amino acids.